GUGCCCGCAGAUGUCGGGAAGGUGGGUGUAUUCUCCGAAAAACGGUGGUCUGACUAAUGUACCGUCUAAACUAGGAAAGACCAGCUCUAGACUCCGUGCGUGGCUUGGAUCCGCUCGUAUUGGCGGAGUUGUCGGUCCGAAAGGUACGACGGUGUUUCAGGUGCCAGGGUGUGGUAUUCGAUCCCUCCAAUCACCAAAUGGAGUCGCCUCUGGAACGCGCGUGUGAACUUGGACCCACGCCAGGUGCCCGCAGAUGUCGGGAAGGAAAGACCAGCUCUAGACUCCUGGCACAGCCACAACGGUGUGCUAUUAUACAGCGUACACGUGCAGAUAACUAUCGAUAGAUGGCAUACGGGAUGAUCGGGAGGGGAUUUUCAGUAGGCGUGAAAGCCUUGAGGGCAGGGACAUCAACCGGACUCUUGAACAUCAUGAAGCAGUGCGCGUCAUUAUGGGUGUCCACGGCUUCGCAUGCGUCGCACAAAUCCUUCCCGCAAUACGCACAGCGGAACCAAACACCCUGGAUCGAGGACAUGCAUCUGUCACAAACAGCCGUCGUGUGCUUGAGAUUCAUCAAGUAUGCACGAGCGUCGGUCCCUGGUGCCGGACCUGGGCCUCGUUUGUAG
Molecule: messenger RNA, 623 nt
Organism: Mycena citricolor
Lineage: Eukaryota; Fungi; Basidiomycota; Agaricomycetes; Agaricales; Mycenaceae
Source: the annotation of a GenBank genome assembly